AUGGGAUCAAGAUUUGCCAAAAAUCGACUGGAGGCAUUGAAGAUAGAUGCAGAACAUAUCAAGGAAGAACAACAACAUAAUAGGGAGGAACUACAGAAAUCAAAGUUUGAAUCGGCAAAUCUGCUACAAACGUUCCUUCAACGAAUGGAUGAGACGUUUGACGAAGUCAAGAACUCUGUCAGUGAAAAGCUCUUAGCAUUAGAAACGAAGGCUCCAACUGUAAGUAUAGCAUCUUGAUCGGUCUGGAAUUCUCCACAUAAUGAGCAAUAAGAGAGAAUCAAUCCACGACCAGAGGUACAAACGUUUGUGCCGACUCCAAAUCACAUUUCAGAUGAAAAUUGA
Messenger RNA from Spirodela intermedia, 342 nucleotides. The record is from the annotation of a GenBank genome assembly. Lineage: Eukaryota; Viridiplantae; Streptophyta; Magnoliopsida; Alismatales; Araceae.